GGGAAGCAAACACUCUUCUCCUCUUCACUUUCUGAGCUCUUCUGCGUCAAACAAACCAUGAAGUCUCCUGGAAAGUCCCUGAGAGAAGCUCUUGUCUGUGCUCAGAGUGAGGACCGGCUCACCGUUGGGGUCUACGAGAGUGCUAAGAUCAUGACAGAAGACCCAGACAGCGUGUCCUUCUGCGUCCUGGCCACGGACGAGCAGUUUGAGUGGGACAUCGCUCUGCAGAUCCACUUCACCCUCAUCCAGUCCUUCUGCUUCGACAACGACAUCAGCAUCGUCAGAGUCAGCGACAUGCAGCGUCUGGCCGACAUAGUCGGAGACAAGGCCGAGCAGCUGGAAGACGCGCACUGCGUCCUCAUUACGAACCCAGAUGAUGGGUCUUGGGAGGACCCCACUCUGGAGAAGCUGCACCUGUUCUGUGAGGAGAGCCGGCGCCUGAACGACUGGGUCCCUGAGAUCAGCCUCCCAGAGCGCUGAGCCGGACUCUGCUCCUCACCUGCUCGAUUCCUACCUGGAAAUACUCAUCCUGAUGACCAGGAUGAUCUUGUUUCUGGCUCAUCCCUGGAUGCUCCUGAGGAGGAUUCCCCAUCCAGGCUGCACGGCGCCGGCCCCCCGAACCGAGGGGGGCCACCGCGCCGCGUCACCGUCGGCCCCCUGCACCGGUCCACGCCAAGAUGACUCUCAUUCUUUCUGUGAACGAGGUCGGGCGUGCGGCAGGGGGCGACACAACGUCGACCCUCAUUCUUUGUGCGGAUGAGGUUUGGAGAGGAAGGAGAAGCGAGUUCUGCAUCCUGUGGUCCCACAGAGCAAAUGUCGCCACGUAGAAGCACGCGCAGCAGGAGAAGAAGCGGUGCUGAGGAAGGAGAGGCCAUCUUGGAAAGAGACUUUUCACAGAUGUUCCUCUUCAGCUGAGCAACAUGACAGCAGUUGCAGUCAGCGGAAAUGUUUCCCACUUUCCAGAAUUGUCUUAAUUCUCUAAAGGUUUCACUUUAGAAAUUUAACAAUGACAAAAAUUACUCUUUAAUAUUUUCUUUUGUUAAAGUCUUUUAUCUAAAGGUUUCACUUUAGAAAACGACUUCAUUAAAUUAUUGAUAAAAUUAUAUGAAAAAAAAAUUCUGGAUGAAGAUAGAAGAAAAAAAAAA
Molecule: messenger RNA, 1145 nt
Organism: Cyprinodon tularosa
Lineage: Eukaryota; Metazoa; Chordata; Actinopteri; Cyprinodontiformes; Cyprinodontidae
Product: growth arrest and DNA damage-inducible protein GADD45 gamma-like
Exons: 3
Coding region: 58-480 (140 amino acids)
Biological process (GO): regulation of cell cycle
Cellular component (GO): nucleus; cytoplasm
Source: RefSeq, a predicted model, not a curated record